This is a messenger RNA of Engraulis encrasicolus (European anchovy), 6725 nucleotides long. It is a transcript of the gene radil2b, whose product is annotated as Ras association and DIL domains 2b. The transcript is spliced from 18 exons. NCBI's taxonomy places the organism in Eukaryota, Metazoa, Chordata, Actinopteri, Clupeiformes, Engraulidae. Gene Ontology annotation, biological process: angiogenesis; signal transduction; negative regulation of Rho protein signal transduction. The coding region runs from base 505 to 5850 and encodes 1781 amino acids. The record is from RefSeq and is a predicted model, not a curated record. Gene Ontology annotation, cellular component: cell-cell junction. Gene Ontology annotation, molecular function: GTPase binding.
GCAGAUGUGCCGGCAGCACUAGACUAGAACUACACCUCUCUCACACUGGAGGACCCCUUUUGCACUCUUGUGUGUGUGCUGUGCAUGCACGAGGAAUCCCGCUACUUUCUGCACGCUGAGUAUUCAGUGCCUGUCCGAUCCAGGGAGCAGGGGUGACUCCUGCGCACUGUCACUCACAGCCACCACCCUCCUCCCGUGCAGGGGCGCUGUAACUUCACACCCAGGUAGCCAACGUCAUUACCAAACUUGACGCGUGGGAUGCCAACUUUUUUUUUUUUUUUUGGUUUUUGAAAAUGCAGGGGCGCAGCAACGCUCGCGCAUCAAUGGCACGUUUCAUUGGGAGUUUCAGAAGUCUCAGACAGAGCAUCCCGAGACAGGACACCUCUGUGAAGCCAGUAGCUAUGCGCUAACAGAGGCUCUUUUCAGUCGCAACAAGGCGUCAUCUACCCAAGGAGAAAGUAGCGGCACCUCUGGAGUUGGCAGGUAGCCCACUCAUCCGGAGCAAUGAGCUCGGAGGUGCGAAUCGUGGAAGCAUCCAAGACAAGCGUGAUAUCACCUGUCAGCCUUCGUAAGCUCAGUUUUGGGAAGGUUGGGAGAAAACAGAGCAAUGGAUCUGUACAAGGGGCCACCACCGCCAGCCCCACCAACAGCAGCCGGUCGUUGGAGAGCGGGGACUCCGGCCAACGUCAAAGGCAACCGUCCAAGAGCAGGGUCCGCCGGCACCACCACCGGCUCUCGGCCGUCUUCAGUCGCAGCUUCUCCACAUUGGGCCGCGGCAGCAGCGGCGGAGGGGGAUACUACUACGGCAUGGCAUCCGAUGGCGGAGGAGGGGGAGGUGCAGGGGGCGGCGAGGACGGAGGAGGACACCUGGUGGCCGACGACCCUGCCGAGCUGUCCAAUCAGGUGACGGCCCCAGGGAUCCUGAAGAUCUUUGGCAACGAGAUCUGUGAGGGGGCGAACUACAAGAGUGUGCUGGCUACCACACAGUCCAGCGCCAAGGAGCUUGUGAAAGAAGCACUGGAGAGAUACUCGCUGGACAAAGCAGAUGCUGAUGCGUACGUGCUGUGCGAUGUCAUCGGUUGCAUCACGGACCACCUGUGGCGUACGGAAUGCCUGCGGGUCGUCGGGGACAACGAGAAGCCCCUCCUGCUGCAGUCCAUGUGGAAACCGAGGGAGGGCCACUCGCGACGAUUCGAGAUCCAGCGGCGCGCCACCGUCGAGGAGAAGACUGGACGCGAGAAGGACACCAUCACCGCAGGUAUAAAUGCGCAGGCACGUAAGCUGCAGAAGACGCGUUCACGGGGGAAGACCCUCUUCCUGGAGAUGACGAGGAGACGGAGCCAGAAUGAGGGUCACGGCAGCGGCGGGCUCGGCGGCAGCUUCGGAGGGCUGUUCAGGAGCCGCAGCGAGGCCGACAUCGUGGUGGAGGAGGAGCCGCCCAGCAACACCACGGACACGGAGAGCCAGAGCCAAGGCAGCCCCGUCAAGAGCGCCGGCAGCAGGAGUCAGAGCCAGGGGAGCCCUGCCAAGAGCUCCAGCAGCAGAAGCCAGAGCCCAGCCAAGAGUGCCAGCAGCAGGAGUCACAGCCCAGUCAAAAGUGCCAGCAGCGGCAGCAUCAGUGUCGGCGGCAGGAGCCACAGCAGCCCCGUCAAGAGCGCCAACAAGGGCCACGGCAACCGCAUCCCCGUCAAGAGCGCCAGCAGCGGUGCCAUUGGUAGUCCCGGGUGCGAGGCGCAGAGUGCGAGCCCCAAGAAGGGGGCUGGGGCUCGCAGGGGCUCGUUUUGGGUCGGGGAAGGCUCGGGACUCAGGAGCAGGCCUGGGAGUCAGAGUGGGGGUGGCGGUGGGACGGCCUCGGAGCUCCACAAAGAUGCCCAAUGUCCCGCUACAGAGAGGGAGGAGAGGAAAGCGAGGGAGGAGAGGGAGGAGAAAGAGAGUAGUGAUGUGGUCAGCAGCGGUAGUAGCAGCAGGGCUUCACAGUACUCCAUUCACCCGCCUCUCCACUUCCCCUACUUCCUCCUCCUGCAGGGGUACAGCCCCUCACAGGACUUCAUCAUCUACCCGAUCACUGGAGAAAGGACUGUGUUUGGCUGUGGUGACCAGCCGCCGCCGAGUGAGAGUGGGCCGACUGCAGUAGACGUCUCUCUCUGGGCGCCGGACGUUAACCCACAGCACUGUGUCAUCGAACGCCUGCAGCCCGCAGACCUCUCCCCUCUCCCGAUCAGGGCGGGCGAGGCCAGGGGCAGCACAGGGAUCCGCUCCAAUGCACCCAACCCCAUCACCAACACCAACUCUUCCACAACCACCAAUGGCAAUGCUACGUCCACCAGCAAUGGCAAUGCUACGUCCACAACCAACUCCAACUUGUCCACAUCCACCAGUGGCAGUCCCCCCACCACCACCACCACCCGUAGCUCCUCCACACACACCAACCACACCACCACCACCACCACCAAUUGCAACUCCAACCACCACUGCAGCUCCACCAAUGGAGACGCCCCUUCCACAUACACCAACGGAGAUGCCACCUCCACAUCCCUCAGCCCCAUCACCAUUGACUGCAGCUCCUCCUCCUCCUCCUCCUCCUCCUCCAUCACUACCGGCACCGCCACUAUCAUCGCCACCCGUAGCGCCACCACCAGGACCCUGCUGAAGCCAUUCCCGGGCGCUCUGGUGAAGAGGAACGGCGUCUGCGUGACCCGCGAGACCUUCCUCCGCAACGGCGACCUGGUGGGCCUGGGGGACUACUACCUGCUGAUGUUCAAGGAUCCGGCGGCGACCGCGUCCGAGGGCGUGGCGCCGUACGCCAAGCUGAUGCCGGCGUUACACGCCUGCGGAGAAGGAGGAGGAGGAGGAGGAGGAGUGGCCAUGACGACAGCGUCAGCGCCUCUGUCACCGAUGGCAACCGAGCCCUUGUGCAACACCUGCAUGUCUUCGUCGUCCUCGGCAACGGUGGUACCCACGUCGCCGUGUAAAUCGAAUGACGUGGCAGCGAGCAACCUUUCCCCUCUCAGGGGCGGAGAUGGAGAGGAGCUGAGGUUGGUGUACGAGCUGGGGCAGGAGGAGCUGGUCGUCAGGGAGAUAUUCUCUUCUGCAGGGAAGGUGGCGGCGGGACGUGGUGGCGGUGGUGGUGGUGAUGGUGGUGACCAGCCCAAGCUGACGGCUGCCCUCCUGCUGUGCCUGUGUCUCCAACGCUCGGCAGCUCAUUUCAGCUCCGCCAGCCUUCGCAAACUUCUACUGGGCAUCGCUAGUGAUGUUCAGACCAUGGUGUGGCAAUGUGCAAAGGACCUUGCCGCAGAUCAGCCUGAAAUUAGCAAUCAGGACCUGCAGGAGCCUCAGCUGCUGACCAUCUGCAAACUGAUCCCAGGUCUGCAGCCAAUGGUGUUGUGGAUGGCCAACUCCAUAGAGCUGCUGCACUUCAUCCAGCAUGAGCUUCCUCUGCUGCUGCACGGCCUAACGACCAAUGGAGAGCUGGAGGAGCACGGCGGGGAGGAAGAGGAGGAGGACGAGGAACACAUGGCCCUGUUGGAGAUGCGCAUGUCGUCGGUGCGGCCGGCUAGUGAGGAGGCCAUGACGGUGCUGGAGGAGGUCAUCAUGUUCACCUUCCAGCAGUGUGUCUACUACAUCACCAAGGUGCUGUACCCUCUGUUACCCAGCGUGCUGGACAGCCACCCCUUUUCGGAGAGCGGGCAGGUGGUGGUCCCCGAGGAGAUCAGCAAUGUGCUGGAGGUCCUGCAGAGGGCGCUGCAGCUCCUGAGGGACUUCCAGGUGCACUGGGACAUCGGGUCCCAGCUCAUCGCGUACCUCUUCUUCUUCAUCAACGCCUUCCUCUUCAACCUGCUCAUGGAGAGGGGGUCUGGAGGGUCGUUUUACCAGUGGUCCCGCGGGGUUCAGAUCCGUGCCAACCUGGACCUGCUGAUGGACUGGGCCCAUGGCGUGGAGCUGGGAGACCUGGCCCAGGCCUGCCUCAACAAGCUCUCCACCGCCGUCAACCUGCUCGCCACACCCAAGGAACACCUGCUGCAGGACUCCUGGGCUUCCCUGCGUGUGGAGUUCUCCCAGUUGAACGCGGCCCAGCUGCACCACAUGUUGAGGGAGUACAGCCCCGGCCGCGGAGGCCCCCCCGCCUGGAGCCCCCCCUCCACAGACGCCCCCGCCGCCUUCACAACCGGAGACAUCCUGGAGAGCCUUGAUAACCACCCGCCCCUGGUGCUGCCCUGCACUGGCUUCCUCCUGGAGCUGGGGAGGCCCAUCACUGACGCCAAGCUCUCAACACAGCUCCAUAGGCUGCAGCAGUUCAUCAACACCCUGCCCCACACUGGCGAUGGAGCUGACGUAAAUCCAGAGACUACGAAGGACACCGUAGCAGCAGUGCCCUUGGAGGCCAAGGUCACCAAGAUGGAGUCUCUGCCCAGGGCCCAGCUGGAGGUGGGCCAGGCCGAGAAGGUGUUGCCCCAUCACCACGGCGACAGCAACUCCUCCCCGAUCACCGUGGCAAUGACCACGACAAUGGCGGCGACCAUGACAACCACCACCACCACCAAGGCCACCACCAACAGCAACAGCGCCAUCAUCAGGACCAGGACGGACCUGGCGGCGUACGCAUCCCUGCUGAACCAGAGGCUGAGCAGCUUGGAGAGGCAGAGCGCAGAGGGGGCCAACAUAGGCCGGACCAGCAGCAGUGGCAGCAGCAGCAGCGGUGGAAGUGCCAGCAGCGGUGGUAGUGGUGGCAGUGGUGGCAGUGGCAGCAGUGGCAGCGAGAGUCUGGCCUUCUACCCAGCACGCUCUCACUACGGCCCCCAUGGCCCUCCCAGCGUUCCAUCCUCCCCGAAACUGAGGCAGCUCGUUCUGGCCGAGGUUGAAGCAGAGAUCGAGCCGCACUUGAGGCAGAUGGUUCUCGCUGAGAUAGAGGCUGAAAUUCCAUCGUCGCCAGAACUGAGGCAGAAGGUUCUGGCCCAGGUAGAGGCAGAUUUGCCGUCCUCACCACGACUCAGGCAAAUGGUUCUGGCCGAAGUGGAGGCCGACUAUGAGCCUCCUACAUCGCCUCGACUCAGGCAGAAGGUUCUGGCCGAAAUGGAAGCUGAAUUUGAUCCUCCUCCCUCGCCCCCACUCAGGCAGAAGGUUCUGACCAAGGUAGAGGCCGACUUCGAGCCUCCUACCUCACCGCAACUCAGGCAGAUGGUUCUUGCUAAAGUGCAGGAUGAGUUUGAGCCCCAGUUUUCACCACGACUGAGGAAGCUUGUUCUGGGAGAUGUGGAGGCUGAUGGUCUUCUGGAUGAGUCAGACACAGAGACAGAGGCAGAGGAUCCACGGCAGGGAGAGGAGAAUGGUGCACGUUGCCAGAAGGCUGACCGCAGCCUCAAUCACAACCAUCACCUGGGCACUCACACAAGAGAUACCAAUGAGGUGCUUGAGGAAGAGGAGGAAGAGGAGCAGGAGGAGGGAGAAGAGCUGGAGGAGGAGGGGGAUGGAGAUGUGGGUGAUGAAGAUGAUGGUGAUGAGGAGGAAGAGGAGGAGGAGGAGGAGAGGGAGGUGUUUGCAGUGGAGCUCCAGAGGGGUCUGUGUGGUCUGGGCCUCGCCCUGGUGAAUGGAAGAGAGACACCUCUGGAUCUGGAGGGAAUCUACAUCCGGUCCAUCCUACCCGGCUCCCCCGCAGAGAUGAGCCAGAGGCUGUCUCCCGGCGACCGCAUCAUGGCAGUCAACGGGGUCAGCCUCGUAGGCAUGGACUACCACGGGGGUCGAGAGCUCAUCCAGAAGUGUGGAGAGAAGCCGCGUUUCCUGGUGUCCAGAUCCAUGUGGGGUGCCAGAGGCAGACGCGGCAGACGCGGCAUCCCCAAUGAAUCCACCAGCUGACCAAGACCAUAUACACCAGGGGCGGGCAAUUGUUUUGACAGAAGAGCCACAUGGGGAUUAGAAUAUUAAACGAAGGACCAGAUGUCGCAAGCAAUUUCUCCGUAUUAAUAAGAAAUAAUGUGGGGCCCGCAGUGGCUCAAUGAGCAAAGACGAUCUAUAAGAAAAGAAAUCAUUUACACUGAUAUGACAUGUUGCCUAUUUCAAUCCUGCAUUUUGUAAAGAAACGUUUUUAGUUGAAUACAGUCACCUAUGUAUUUGGUUAAUCUCAAGCCUGCAACACCACUGUGUUGCAUUUUAAGAAUGUUGGCUGACAGUGUCUUUUUGGAUUUAAAAGUUGGCGUACUUGUUAAGGCUCUGCGGGCCACAUGAAAUGUCUCUGCAGGCCACAUGUGGUCGCAGGCCUGAGUUUGCCCACCUCUGAUAUACACUGUAUAACAGCCUCCAACGGAGAUGGACAUCGACAUAGCAAUUGUGCAUUACACUAUUUAAGAGUCAAUUAUGACAGCUUUAUACACAUGUACCGUACAUAAGACAAAGGCAAAAAAAGUUAGACUUAUUUUAUUUUAAAAAUGUAUGGUCUUUUUAAAUGGCUGAUUUCAUGAUGUUGAUGGCUGUGUAAUCAAUGUCUGAGAACAAUUAUUAAUUAUUAAUCUGCAAUAAUGUUUUAUGUGCUUGAAGGACACUAAGUGUUAUAUUGCUUUUGUCUGUCUGAACAAACCAGUGUUCUAGCUUGUGUGGUUAAUACCCAACCGGCAGGGGUAAAGUCUUAUGAAAUGACCUUGACAAAUGAUUGCACUGUUACUUGAUAGUGCCUCCUUCUUGCGUCUUUUUCUUCAUUGGGAGUGUUGAAUGAAUGGCUCUUAAAAAGAUUUAAG